AUGCAGCGACUCAGCUCGAACGCGCUGCGACGCUCUUCUGCAGGUUGUUCGGCGUGGCUUGCGGUGUCCGGUUUGCGCACGACUCGUGUGGUUCUAGUGCCGCGUCGAGAGGUCUCGUCGUCAGCGCCGCCUGCGAAUGGGUCUGCAGAGUCCAUUCGAUCGCCACCAGAGAUCUCCGUAGCUGACGCGACCCAGGGCGCGCCCGAGCUGGACACAAGGGCGGCAGAGGAGGUACGGCUAGCGCAGGACUUGGGCGAACAGGCAUUCGGUGAAAACACGGAAAUCCUGAAGAAGGUGGCGGCUCGCGGGCUGCGUUCCUUUGUCGUGUGCGCUGUCGGCCUGGGCGUCUUCACGUGGGCCAUGAAGAAAAAGAAGCAGGAGCUCGAGGCAACCGCGCCUCCGGCUGUAGAGGCCGCCGGUGAUGCGCACGCUGAGAGGGACGAGGACCCGACGCAGCGGUACUUGCACGAGAUGCGCGGGCUCGGCUUCGAUGUGGACACGCUAGAGGAGGAGCUGGAGCAUGAGCAACGCGCCAAGGCUACCGCUUUGCGGCAGCGCGCGGGGCUGUAG
Messenger RNA from Leishmania braziliensis MHOM/BR/75/M2904, 570 nucleotides. RefSeq lists its product as hypothetical. The record is from RefSeq and is a predicted model, not a curated record. Lineage: Eukaryota; Euglenozoa; Kinetoplastea; Trypanosomatida; Trypanosomatidae. The transcript has a single exon. The coding region runs from base 1 to 570 and encodes 189 amino acids.